GUGUUGCAAGGCACGAAGCGACAUAUGUCAAUCACGAGUUAAAGCUUGAGUAACAGAGUUGAGCACUUGAUUGGAGUACACGCCCACACACACAAACACACAUAUCUGCCGACAUACCUACCCGGAAUUUACUCUCAAGGAACCAUCCCUUCUGUGUUUCAUCCGCCCAAAGCGAACCUGAUUUCAAGAGAAAUAUCGGCUACAAAGCAGCGAGAAUGCCUGGCUCUGAUUCAGGGUCGUCUACGACCCGUUAUGACCAAAAUUUCGACAUAUCAGCAAAGAAUGAGAUCGGUACAGCCGAGGCGUCACAAGAGACAUCGAUUAUGGAAAAGAAUUCGAUAGAGCAGGUUUCGUCACGGGAAAACACGAAUAUCGACAUAGAGAAGGGCGGCGCCGAGGUGGUAUCAACACAGCCGGCCGCGGUGCCCGGGUUCAACCCGGAUGACUUUCCAGAUGGUGGUUUAGAGGCUUGGUUAGUAGUUGUUGGCGGGGCGUUGAUCUUGUUCUGUUCGUUCGGCCUCGUAAACUGCUCAGGAGUCUUCGUCGAGUACUAUGUCAAUGGCCCGCUGUCUGACUACACAUCCUCAGACAUAACGUGGAUCACGUCGCUGCAAGCUUUCCUCGUCACGGGAUCCAACCUGAUCAUGGGCCGUCUAUUCGACAGCUACGGAACCCGUUGGCUCUUACCGAUCGGCACCGUCAUCUAUUCCUUGGGUCUGAUGCUCCUCUCGCUUUCGACAAAGUACUAUCAGAUCGUUCUCACUCAGGGUAUCGUUAGCGGCAUUGGAGCCGCUUGCGUAUUCAACUGCGCCAGCAACUCGACCAUCACGUGGUUCUUUAGGUACCGCGCCGCGGCCCUGGGUAUUGUCGUAGCAGGAUCGUCAGUCGGCGGCAUUGUUUUGCCUAUUCUCAUGAGUCACCUUAUCCCUAAAAUCGGCUUUCCCUGGACGGUGCGCAUCCUCGGGUUUAUUGUGCUCGUAUUCUGCGGCAUCGCCUCCUUUACUGUCAAGUCCCGCCUACCGCCUCGACCAAAACCCUUCCAUUUCGCCGAGCUUAUUGCACCGUUUAAAGAAGUCAGAUUCGCCUUGGUGGUCGUGGGCGCUUUCUUUUUCUUUUGGGGCUUAUACCUGCCCUUCAACUACCUGAAUAUUCAAGCCCAACAGCAAGGCAUCAGCCCAUCCUUGAUCCCAUACAUCUUACCCAUUGUGAAUGCUGUCAGUGUUCCUGGACGUAUCAUCCCCGGCAUCCUUGCCGAUCGCUUGGGUCGCUUCAACAUGAUGAUCAUCAUCGCCACGCUCUCAGGAGUCAUCACCCUUGCGUUGUGGGUGCCAGGUCACACGACAGGCACGACACUCGCAUUCGGCGCUGUCUACGGGUUCACUUCCGGUGCCUUCAUCUCGCUAGCACCCGCCGUCAUCGCGCAGAUCAGCGACAUACGCCAGAUCGGCGCGCGGAGCGGCGUGUUACUAUUUAUCAGCUCCCUCGGCGCUCUCACCGGCUCUCCUAUCGGCGGGGCCAUUGUUACCGCCGAACAUGGCGAGUACCUCGGUCUGAAGCUCUUCACGGGUAUCGCCAUCCUCCUGGCCGGUGUGUUCGUCUUGUUGGCGCGAACGGUCCAGGUCGGGCUGAAGAUUGUGAAGAUCUAGGGCUCGGAAAAAGGAGUCGAAGUUGUACGAGACGAUACCCUUGAAAGGGUGUCUCCAACUCACAUAGAAGGGUUUUUUAAUCGAGGAUCUAGAGCAUAAUUAGAGUUCAGCAUUCAGUCAUUGAACGGCGUUUGGGUUAUUGCAUUCGGCGGUAUACCAUGAUAUAACAUAGCAUCAUAGACACAACAUCGAUAGCAUCUUCCUCAUUUCAUAAUGC
Molecule: messenger RNA, 1863 nt
Organism: Xylaria bambusicola
Lineage: Eukaryota; Fungi; Ascomycota; Sordariomycetes; Xylariales; Xylariaceae
Product: monocarboxylate permease-like protein
Exons: 3
Coding region: 216-1646 (476 amino acids)
Biological process (GO): transmembrane transport
Cellular component (GO): fungal-type vacuole membrane
Molecular function (GO): transmembrane transporter activity
Source: RefSeq, a predicted model, not a curated record